CCUACAAAUGAACAACUUCAGACUCAAAUGUAUUAACAGUAAUACCCUACGAUCUGUCGCUCUGUAUUGUGUCAGAAACAGAAAACUAAUGUGCAUUCAUUAUUUUAAUUUGAAAACUGGAUCGUUAUUCCAGCUGUUGUGACGACGUUGAAAGAGUUGCAGUCAUUUGGGAUUGCUAGGUUGCUCAUGUGAGGCGCGUCAGUUUGUUGAGCUACAUCUGUUGUACGCGUCAUUUAGUUUCCUGUAGCGUUAAACAGAGUGAGACAACAAAAAACAUGGCUUCUGUUCGUGUGUCUUUGGUGACUGUAGCUGUUAGGUUACUUCUAUUGGCUGGUGUUCUGCAUGUGAGCCACUGUGCUAACUGCUCGCAGCCUAUGGAGACGAUGGUACAAUGUUUCACAGACAACCACCUGACUUUACCUACCAACAUGGACUCCCAGUCGCCCACCUCACUGUCGUACUUCAAUGAACAGCUCUGUAAACAAACAGACGACGCGGCUAAAGCAAUCAGCUGCUUCUUUCAGUUCACAAUAGAUUGUUCAGGUAGUUUAGCCCCUGAUUUAGCGGGUUACCUCCCUUCACCAAACAAAACAAAAGAGCUGGUGACAAUCAUGUGCAGGAACUACUCACUGUUUGAUCAAGUUUGCUACAAUAAUCAAUCAGAAAUAAUUGCGACAUGCACUGAGUCACAAGUGGAAAAAAUAAUGAAAUUACCCAAUAUGGAUUAUGUGAACAUAACGUGCAAGUCUAUGGAAGCCAAUUACGGCUGCAUGAAGCCAGCUCUAGGAUCGUGUGGAUGUCAAACCUAUAAGGUGACGGACGACGUCUUCAAGGGUCCAAUGUGGCCAGAUAAAUGUCCUCGACCACAGUUUGCCAAUGUUCAAUGUGACCCAAAAAAUCCGAAGCUAUUCUUAGACUCCGGGUCACAUAUGGUGCCAAGUGCCAUUCUGUUGAUCUGUAUAACCCUCAUUAAGUUGCUGUUCUAGAGUUUCUUUUUAUUUAUACAUCUUACUUCAUCAAAGUUCGUAGCAAUAAUUUAAGCCUAGAUUUAAUAGCUUCUCCUCUUUUAAAAAAUGUAUAAUAUUAUGUUUACAUAUAUUUUAUCCCUUACAAAGUUUCUGUUUUUAAAUACAUUAUUAUUUACGUUUUUUUCUUGCUCUCCACAUCAGUUGUUAUAGAUGUAAAUUACAUUAAGAUAUUGUACCCUGAUUGUUUCUAACAAAAAUAUGUAUAAAAUUAUAUUACAAUGAGGUAGAAUACUGUUGUAGAAUUUAUAAUCCAAAAGAGGUACCCAUUUAAAGUUAUUUGUUAUCUAACAUUUUUUGUGUGUAAAUAUUUCAAACGCAAAGGACCUUGCUUUUUCCACUUGCAAUAUUGACUGAUUAUUAUAUAGUAUCAAUGCGUAGGCCUUAUUUUACAAGUUGAGAAUCAAACGUUAUAUAAAUACCACUACAUGUGCAUUUGAUAUUGAUGUAUUUAAGUCAAUAACAUACUUUAAUGUAUUUGUGUUCAAAAGUGUUUUAAUUUUAAACAAUUUGUGUUAUCUAUACAACUGUUUUGUAUAUUUGCUUUAGCCUUUACUACAUUGAUUAAUCUUUACACAAUCUUUACAUUCGCGCUUACGCCAUCAUCGUUUCACUUUCAUGCCCAAGGCAUAAGGGGCAGAUGAAGUAAAGUUCAUCGAUUUCAGUGACCCCGGCAUAAUAUAGUUUGGUCAACACUAUGUCCAUCCGCCUUAAUUUUCCCUAACGUGAGUUAGGCACCCAUCAGAGCUGGGGGGAUCAGGGACGUUCUUUUAAUUUGAACUCGUGUCCUUCGGCUUAGCAGUCUAGCGCGCUACAUCUAGGCCACCUUGUCCCAUGCUUAUGUACUGUGACAAAUUUGGCAACUCUUAUGUUAGAAUAUUGUUUCGCUAUUUCGCUGUUUCAUGUGUUCCAAAAGAGAUUUAGUAUUUACUAUAUGAUUCAACACAAAACGAAUGGUGAAGAGGUCAAUAAAACUAAAACUAAAUCAUAAUAUCUCUAGAACUAGUAGGUUGGUAGAGAUGUGUACGUGCUGGUUAAGUGGGCCUAUGUUCACUGAAAGUUUAUUUUCGUAACCUCUGAUUUUUUUUUCAACAUGUCUUCAAUGCGGGAUCAUUUCAAUUUGUGGGGUCGUGACAUUCAAUAGGAACUACGCUUGAAAUAAUUUGAGUAGAAUUUUGGUUCAUUUCAGUUUGUGGGUGUCGGGGAAUUCAAUAGGUAUUACGCUUGAAAUUAUUUCAGUAGAAUUUUGGUUCAUAUUCAUUCGCAUGGUGCUGUUUUCAAAAUUUGUAAAAUUUGAUCCAAUUUUAAUAAAA
Molecule: messenger RNA, 2338 nt
Organism: Physella acuta
Lineage: Eukaryota; Metazoa; Mollusca; Gastropoda; Physidae
Source: RefSeq, a predicted model, not a curated record